Eruca vesicaria subsp. sativa (arugula) is the source of this 2436-nucleotide messenger RNA. The record is from the annotation of a GenBank genome assembly. NCBI's taxonomy places the organism in Eukaryota, Viridiplantae, Streptophyta, Magnoliopsida, Brassicales, Brassicaceae.
AAAAAAGAUAAAUGCAAAAAAUAAAAACAGAAGGGUUUCUUUGUGAAGACAUUGGUUAAUACUUGUUGUGCACGGAGAUGAAACAGAUGCGAACUUUUAAAGCUAUAUAAUGAUACAAAUGUGAAAUGGCGGAUGUAAGAGAGACAUUACUGUGUCGGAGACAUGCGAGGAGCGCAAGCUUUAAACUUUCUUCGCAGAACAACAACAAAGUUAGCUCAACACAUACGUUAUACGUCGGCGGCGACUCGUUUGGAGUUUGGUUCCUGUCUCGAAGAAAACUCUAACGACCUAGUUUAUACCCAUAACCGCAAGAUUGAUGAUUUGUUAAAAUCCGGAAACUUGUUAUCUGCACACGAGGUGUUCGAUGAAAUGUCCCUACGAGAUGUUGUCACUUAUAAUCUGAUGAUAUCUGGGAACAGCCGAAAGGGGUGUUCUGUAAAAGCUUUCGAGCUUUACGCGGAGAUGGUCUCUAAUGGACUUAGAGAGAGCGCUUCCACGUUUCCUUCUGUUCUUAGUGUAUGUAGUGGGUUAUGUAGAGAAGGGAUUCAAGUUCACUGCAGGGUGAUCUCGCUUGGGUUUGAGUGUAAUAUGUUCAUUAGAUCUGCACUUGCGGGUUUGUAUGCCUCUUUGCGGGUUUUUGAUGUUGCUCUGAAGCUGUUCGAUGAAAUGCCUGAGAGAAACUUAGCUGUUUUUAAUUUGAUGUUGAGAUGUUAUUGUGAGAGUGGAGAUUCAGAGGGAUUGUUUGGAGUGUAUCGUAGGAUGGGAGUUGAAGGUGUUGAUGAGAAUGGGUUGAGCUAUUGUUAUAUGAUUCGUGGUUGUUCUAAUGAUCGGUUGUUAUGUGAAGGGAAGCAAUUACAUUCUCUAGUGGUUAAAUCUGGUUGGAAUGUUUGUAAUGUAUUUGUGGCUAAUGCGCUUGUGGACUUGUACUCUGCUUGUGGUGAUUUAUAUGGUUCUAAGACAUCGUUUGAUGAUAUCCCGGAACAGGAUGUGAUAUCUUGGAACUCGAUUGUUUCUGUGUGUGUUGAUUACGGGUCUGUGCUUGAGUCUCUUGACUUGUUUAGAAAGAUGCAGUUCUGGGGGAAGAGACCUUCUGUUAGGUCAUUCAUGUCGUUUCUGAAUUUUGGUAGCAGAAACUGUGAUAUUGAGUUUGGGAAGCAGAUCCAUUGUUAUAUCCUCAAAAUGGGUUUUGAUGUUUCAAGUCUUCAUGUGCAGUCUGCUCUAAUUGACAUGUACGGCAAAUGCAAUGACACUGAGAGUUCUGUCUCUGUUUACCAGAGUUUGCCUGAUCUGUCUCUGGAGUGUUGUAACUCGCUGAUGACUUCUCUGAUGCACUCUGGCAUCACUAAAGAUAUCAUUGAGAUGUUUGGUUUGAUGAUUGAUGAAGGAACUGGAAUCGACGAAGUCACUCUUUCUACUGUCCUCAAGGCUUUAUCACUCUCUGAAGAAGUAACUUCACAGAGCUGCACGCUUGUACAUUGCUGUGCCAUCAAAUCCGGGUAUGCAUCUGAUGCUGCAGUCUCGUGCUCUCUAAUUGAUGCUUAUUCGAAGAGCGGUCAGAAUGAAGUAUCUCGGAAGGUGUUUGAGGAGCUUGAUGCACCUAACUUAUUCUGCUGGACUUCGAUCAUCAAUGGCUAUGCUAGAAAUGGCAUGGGAAGAGACUGUGUUGAGAGGCUUAAAGAAAUGGAUCGGAAGAAUCUCGUACCAGACGAAGUUACAAUCUUGUCUGUGCUAUCAGGUUGCAGUCACUCUGGUCUUGUUGAAGAAGGUGAGCUGAUUUUCAACUCAUUGGAAUCGAAGUACGGGUUAGUCCCGGGAAAGAAACUGUAUGCGUGCAUGGUGGAUUUGCUAGGCCGUGCUGGUUUGGUGGAAAAGGCCGAGAAGCUACUUCUUAAGGCACGUGGAGAUGCAGACUGCAUAGCGUGGAGCUCAUUACUGCAGAGCUGCAGGAUUCAUGGAAACGAAUCAAUAGGGAGAAGAGCAGCGGAAGCUUUGAUGGAUCUUGAACCUGACAACUUCGCUGUUUACAUUCAAGUUUCGAAAUUUUACUUUGAGAUUGGUGACUUUGAAGUCUCCAGGGGAAUCAGAGAGAUUGCUGCGUCACGAGAGCUUAUGAGGGAGAUUGGUUACAGUUCAGUUACCGUGAGAAACUGAUAACGCAGGACAGUGAUUUGCUUCAGCUUCAUCAUAAAGAAGAGUGUAAACGAUUGGCUCUUCCACUUGAAGUCACUACGCAUGAUUUGACAACACUCUAUAAAGGACAAGAAGAAAGGAUAAGAUUCUUUAUUUGCCGGAUCUCAUGGGACCAACAUGCAACAAGAACAAGUUGACCAAGAAGGUUUUGUGUUGUAGAGGUUUUGGAGUAAAGCAAAGAAGUGGAAAAGCACAUGACUUGUGCUUUAAGCGUAGAUAUUGUAGAAAAACAAGGCUUCUUCUUCA